Eptesicus fuscus (big brown bat) is the source of this 1762-nucleotide messenger RNA. It is a transcript of the gene ABRAXAS1, whose product is annotated as abraxas 1, BRCA1 A complex subunit. Lineage: Eukaryota; Metazoa; Chordata; Mammalia; Chiroptera; Vespertilionidae. Gene Ontology annotation, biological process: protein K63-linked deubiquitination; attachment of spindle microtubules to kinetochore; mitotic spindle assembly. The record is from RefSeq and is a predicted model, not a curated record. The transcript has 9 exons. The coding region runs from base 68 to 1297 and encodes 409 amino acids. Gene Ontology annotation, cellular component: nucleus. Gene Ontology annotation, molecular function: microtubule binding; polyubiquitin modification-dependent protein binding.
GGGAGGGAUCCGACCUGGCGCGCUCCGCUCCGCCCCGCCCAGGGGUUCACCGCUGUGGCGGCCCAGCAUGGAGGGCGAGAGUACGUCGGCGGUCCUUUCGGGCUUCGUGCUCGGCGCGCUGUCCUUCCAGCACCUCAACACGGACUCGGACUCGGAAGGUUUUCUUCUUGGGGAAGUGAAAGGUGAAGCCAAGAAUAGCAUUACUGAUUCCCAAAUGGAUGAUGUUGAAGUUAUUUAUACAAUAGACAUUCAGAAAUAUAUUCCAUGUUAUCAGCUUUUUAGUUUCUACAAUUCUUCUGGUGAAUUAAAUGAGCAAGCACUAAAGAAAAUACUAUCAAGUAUCAAAAAGGAUGUGGUGGGUUGGUAUAAAUUCCGACGCCAUUCAGACCAGAUCAUGACAUUUAGAGAAAGACUACUUCACAAAAAUUUACAGCAGCAUCUUUCAAGCCGGGAACUUGUUUUUCUGCUAUUAACACCAAGUAUAAUAACAGAAAGCUGUUCUACUCAUCGGCUGGAGCAUGCCUUAUAUAAACCACAGAAAGGACUUUUUCAUAGGAUACCCUUAGUGGUGGCCAACCUGGGCAUGUCUGAACAACUAGGUUAUAAAACUGUAUCAGGUUCCUGUACAUCCACUGGUUUUAGCCGAGCAGUAAAAACACACAGCCCUGAAUUUUUUAAAGAAGAUGGAUCUUUAAAGGAAGUACACAAGAUAAAUGAAAUGUAUGCUUCUUUACAAGAGGAAUUAAAGAGUAUAUGCAAACACGUAGAAGAGAGUGAGGAAGCAGUAGAAAAACUACUAAAGGAUGUAAACAGAUUAAAACAAGAAAUUAAAAAAAGAAAACAAGCACAGAUUCAAGCAGCACGAGACAAGAAUGUCCAAAAAGACCCUCAGGAGAACGUUACUCUUUGUCAAGCUUUACGGACCUUUUUUCCAGAUUGUGAAUUUCUUCACUCAUGUGUUAUCUCCUUGAAAAAUAGGCGUAUCUCUAAAAGUAGCUGUAAUACCAAUCACCAACAAAAUAUGGUAGACAACCUGACCUUAAUGGUAGAAUACACUGACAUUCCUGAAGCUAGUCCAGCUAGUAUUGCACGGCAAGAGAUGAAACAUAAAGCUUUAGAUACAGAUGACAGAAGGCAAUUCAAGAAGUUACGGCUGUUGGAGAUACAAAGCCAACCAUCUAAAACAGAUACUGAUAAUAGUAACCAAGAAAAGUCAUCCACGAGCAGCCCAGAAACGGAUGAGGAGAUUGAGAAAAUGAAGGAUUCUGGUGACUAUCCAAGAUCUCCUACAUUUUGAUCCUUUUAGGCCAAAAGAUUUUUGAUCAGCUGUGUCUGGCUAUUUGCAGUAAUACAUUAAAAAAAAAACACCUAACCACACCUAAUUUGACAACUAUUUUUUGAAACUAUUUCUAUUGGCAUUCCAAAGGAUUUACUUAGUUUUUAUUGCUGGAGUGACUUUUUAAUGCUCAUUUUUCAUCACUACAAUAACAAAUCAACUUACAGGAAGAGAACAAAAGAGCUGACCCUUGGCAAUGCAGAACUCAACAGGAAGGAGAGUCAUGGGCUUCAGUAAGAGUUUUAGGAAGAAUGUUUAGUUUAACCCAAUUUAAUGUAAUGAACUGGUUAAGUGGAGGUUGGCUAAGAGAGCUUUUGCUAUGUUUUCUGUAUUUGUCUGUUUUGUAAUAGUGAGAAUUUUCCAUGAAGUAUACACAUCUCAUGAAGCCUUCAUGUUUCACUCACUGUAUGAAAUGCUGAGCACACA